AAAAUGCUAACUUACUGGAUAAUUCUUCGCAUGUACAUCAAUCAAUUUAAGAAAAAAUAGAACUUUUUAUCUACCACAGUACUAAAAAUAAUACUCUUUAAGCUAAAGAUUAAAGGCGAGGAAACUUCUGUGGUUGCAAGAGGCUGUACACACUCCACUGUGGACUCUUAUCUUAUCGUCUUAUCAGCUGAGCUCUGGUGUGGUUUAGUAAGUUAUUUCACUACAGCAAGAUUCCAGCAGGUGGCUAUCUGUCUACCCUGGAUGGGUUGGAGCUGUCUAUCACGCUUGCUGACAUACUGACUGGAUAGGAGUGCCAGUCAGGAGAGAUUUUAUGACUCCCACCAUGGAUCGAAGUCCACUUGCAGGCCUCAGACUACCGUCAGUCCCUCUGAGCGGUUGAGCCUGACCAUCCGCAGCACUUUCUCUGACUGUCCUGUGGUGUCUGUUAGGACGUCCGACCUCUAUAGCAAUGGAGUUUGGGUUAAACUGACCGUGGAUUUUCUGUCCCACGACUCAAGAUGGACAGACCUGGUUAUAGUUUGGAGCAGCCUCAGCCUCUUUUCCACCAGACUUGUAAUUAUUCUGAGGAUCUUUCAGCUUUGGAGGGAUCUUCUACAUCUCAGGAGCAAACGACAGAGCAGAACAGCAGGACGGCGUCAGAAGAGAGCUGCCCUAUCUGUGGUGACAAGGUAUCAGGAUACCACUAUGGACUGCUCACCUGUGAGAGCUGCAAGGGCUUCUUCAAACGCUCAGUGCAGAACAACAAGCACUACACCUGUGCUGAACAACAGAGCUGCCCCAUGAACCUUUCCCAGAGGAAACGCUGCCCCUUCUGCCGCUUCCAGAAGUGUCUGGCUGUUGGAAUGAAGAGAGAAGCUGUGAGACCAGAUCGGAUGAGAGGGGGAAGGAAUAAAUUUGGCCCUCUAUACCGACGGGACAGACAGAUGAAACGACAAAAGGCAAACACUGCUCCCUACAGGACUGAGAGGGAAACUACACAAACACAUUGUCCCAUAUCUCCAAAGGAUCCCCUCCUCUUAGGCUGUCAUUCAACUGAACCAUCAUCUUCAGAUGCCUUCAAUGUAACCUACAUGUACCCCAGCAGCAUGGGGCAGACAGGUGAACCCACGCCUCUGGACUGCUCCCACCGAGUGCUCACUCCUCCCUCUCUACCUUAUCCUGGAACGUACUGCUCCUUAUCUGGAUUACCAAAGGAAAAGGGAGACUUUUUUCUCAGUUACAGCUCACCUUCCUCACAAUAUUCAGAGAUUUUGACCCCAAAGACUGCAACCACAUCGAGCCAAUCCCCAGAAUCAUCCCCUUGCUCCACACCAAACUCAGCUGGAGCCUCAUUCCAGGUUUUUAGUAAAACACCAACCACUCCUCUAUCCCCUCAUUCUCAUAGCUUCCUGAACCAGCUCAUGGAAGGUGAACAAGAUGAGAGCCUUCUGUGCACCAAAGUUUUGGCCACUCUACAGAGAGAGCAGGCCAAUCGAGGGAAACACGAUCGUCUCAACACAUUUAGUAUCAUGUGCAAGAUUGCUGACCAGACGCUGUUUGGGCUCGUGGAGUGGGCCAGAAAUACUGACCUCUUCAAGGAGCUGAAGGUGGAGGACCAGAUGGUACUGCUGCAGAGCUGCUGGAGUGAGCUGCUGGUCCUGGAUCACCUCUGCAGACAAGUCACUUAUGGCAAAGAGAGCUGCAUUUAUCUGGUCACAGGUCAACAGAUUGAGGUGGCAACAAUUGUUUCCCAAGCUGGAGUGACGCUUACUAGCUUGGUGUCGAGAGCCCAGGACCUUGUGGCUAAACUUAAGGCACUCCAGUUAGACAGACAUGAGUUUGUCUGUCUCAAAUAUUUAGUGCUGUUCAACCCUGAUGUGAAGUCAGUACAGAACAGGAAGCAAGUGGAGCAAACCCAAGAGAAGGUCAACAGGGCCCUGAUGGAGCACACUCAGAGAAAUAACCCGGGACAUUCUGACAAAUUUGGCCAGCUGCUUCUCCGUCUCCCCGAGGUACGCAGCAUUAGUUUGCAGGUGGAGGAUUAUUUAUACCAGCGCCACCUACUAGGAGAUUUACCCUGCAACUCCCUGCUGGCAGAGAUGCUACAUGCCAAACACAACUAAGAAGCUGUCACAAUGGGACACUGGAGAGGCGUGCAACUGCUGCUGUGACUUUUUGAUGCUCCCUCCCUCUUGCAGAUUCACAUUUGUUUACUUUCACUUAUCAGAGGAACAGUUAGAACCUAUGGGUACAUUUGACACCCUCAAAGAGGGAACGUCUGUCUCACCUGUCCAUGCUUGUGUCAACAGUAUUAUUACAAUAAAAACCCCUCUGGGACAUUUUUGACCCUUGUUCUUAAAAGUUGGACGGAAUAGUGAAAACAAACUGUUCUUAAAGGGCAAUAAAAUUCACUUUUGAAUGCUUUUGUUUUUGCUUCAUUGUAUAUAUAAAGUUUAAGAAAAUUUUAAUGAGGUGCAAAAAAUGACAAGAGGAUUCCUUCAUUUUUUGGCAGCAAAAUCUUCAUUUUCAUCUAUAAAAGCACUGGCGAAACAGAAUGAUAAAUUAAACAAGAGCAUGACAAAAAAUUUAAAAAAAGAAACAAAAGUAGAUGAUUUAAAAAAAAAGACUUUAUUCUUCUGGUCCAGUUGCCAAGGAUAGUCAAUUUAUGAAAUGAACGUAAAAUGUGUGCUGGUACAGAUUAGACAACAAAAAGGAAGAACAAAACUAAUAAGACUAUUUGGAUGAAAUUCAUGACUCAUAACCUCAGGAAAAAUGAAAAAAAAAA
This is a messenger RNA of Oryzias melastigma (Indian medaka), 2785 nucleotides long. It is a transcript of the gene nr5a5, whose product is annotated as nuclear receptor subfamily 5, group A, member 5. Bases 519 to 2123 code for a protein of 534 amino acids. Gene Ontology annotation, biological process: tissue development; hormone-mediated signaling pathway; regulation of transcription by RNA polymerase II. Gene Ontology annotation, cellular component: RNA polymerase II transcription regulator complex. Gene Ontology annotation, molecular function: nuclear receptor activity; RNA polymerase II cis-regulatory region sequence-specific DNA binding; zinc ion binding. The transcript has 7 exons. NCBI's taxonomy places the organism in Eukaryota, Metazoa, Chordata, Actinopteri, Beloniformes, Adrianichthyidae. The record is from RefSeq and is a predicted model, not a curated record.